Aureobasidium musti is the source of this 1698-nucleotide messenger RNA. The record is from the annotation of a GenBank genome assembly. Lineage: Eukaryota; Fungi; Ascomycota; Dothideomycetes; Dothideales; Saccotheciaceae.
AUGGCAUUCCGACAGCCGCUCCAGCAGUGGCGUCAGAUCCAGCGACCAGCGUCCAUCCCACACUCUCUCGUGGCCCACGACGCCACACAUCACGGACCUGUGGAUGAGUCGCAAGAGUGGAUCCUCUUUUCACCACAAUACGAACACGAACCCUCCUUGACCUCGUAUACCUCGCAGACAUCUCACAUCCAACAAGCAUCUGGCUUCUCUGAUUUUGGUUCACUCGAGACCGGCGACCGCUCCAACCAAAGGCAAGCCGACGACGACGCUGAAGUUACCUGCCAGGGCACCGAGAUUGACGAAGAGGAUGAAGAAGAGUUGGACAGUCUAGAUGACGGCCUCCAUACCUUCCAUCCAUCCUUCGCUCUAGACCAGAGUGGUGGUGCAGUGCUGCCCAACCAUGAUGGCAUGGGCUCUUUCCCCGCACUCUACCAUAACAACGACAAUGUUCAAGAACAUCUAUGGCAAUUCGAGAGGUACAACCCGACCAAUCGACGUCGAGCUCAACGAAGACGUAGCAGUGUGCAGCGCAAGUUUGAUGCCCUAGAGGAACUGGAAACGGACAAACAAGAAGAGAGACGACUACGUGUCGAGAAAUGGCGCCUGGAACAAAGUCGUGCCGUACUUGAGGAGAUUGAGAAGGAGACUCGCAGACGGAGGAAGAGACUAUCAAUCGCUUCGCGUACUGCCUCGACUACUGCGCCAAAUACAGACACGGAAACUGAGUCAUUCUGGCAGCGUGUCACUCGCAGAGUCAUCAAAGAUCUCAUGGGCUUGGAUGACACCACGCUAUCCGUCAUAUUUGGCGAGGAACUCGCACCAGCAGCUCAGACGACACCGACUCAGCAGUCUCCUUUGGCCGAAGUCUUUUCAGCACAUCAAGAUCGAGUAUGGGAGAACCGGCUCCUGAACAGAAUUGCGAAGGAGCUUGGUAUACUNGCUAACCAGCUCGCCGAACACGAUCGUCAAGACCGUACCUUCAGCACGUAUGCACCUUACCAGGUUGAUCAAUCUGCUCAGUCACAACCACGGCAGAUCCCACCGUCUACUGCGACAACCCACUCCGUUGAUGGCCCUGAUUCCAACCUUGCUCCUCCACUUUUUGCUCCUACUUUUGCGAACCCACCUGUAUCACCUGCUGUUGAAGCGGACACUUCUCUAUGGGGCAUCCCAGAACAACCCCAAGAAUCAGCUGAGGAUCAAGCGCCACAACAAGACAAAGACCAAGAAAUCGAGUAUUGGGAGCGCGACUUGGACAUUGGAGUGGUAUUCAGAUACCUCCGCAGCCGCUUCACGUCACGUCCACCAUCCCCAUCUCCUGUCAACUCACAGCCGCAAACACAAGCAGCAUCACAGAGCGUUCUACCAGCAGACUGGGCAUCACCCAGCAAUGCCGCCGUCACAGCUUCCGCUUUAGGCACUUCUCCAGAGUCACGACGUCGAGCUGAUCUCAUCAGACGACAUCACCCGCUAGUAUCUCACGCAGCUUCGGUGUCGGCGCAACGUAGACGCGAAAGUGUCCUGUUGCACACACUCAUGCAUCGCCGUGCACAGAGCAGCAGCUGUGCUAGCCAAAGCACUAAGCGCACCCGCUCUGGAGGUUCGCGCCGCUACUGGGAUUUCCCGAGCAGCACUGGCAGUGUGGUCAGUGUUGGAAGCACUGGCGAAGGUGUUUUGGGCGGAUGGGGCGAGGUUUGA